This is a messenger RNA of Dovyalis caffra, 990 nucleotides long. NCBI's taxonomy places the organism in Eukaryota, Viridiplantae, Streptophyta, Magnoliopsida, Malpighiales, Salicaceae. The record is from the annotation of a GenBank genome assembly.
AUGAUCAAUGCAGCAGUAAAGAAUGAAGCUGUAUACAUUAGCGAUGAAUUAGAGUUCACGACGGCCUUUGCAGACUCGUUAGAAGAUAGUGAUCCGAUGAUAGCCAUGGAUUCUUCUCGUCUUAAGAAAUUUUCCUGCUCUAUUAAGAAUGGAAGAGCUAGGCAUCGGAUUGCAUCAAAUAUUGAAGCAAUCAAAUCCAGAGACAUUAGUAUCUCAGAGGAUGCAUCAGAGGCUGGAAUGUCAGGGGGUGCCCUUCUACUCGAAGAAAAUGAUCUAGUGGGUAUUGAAAAGCCCAAAAACGAGGUGAUCGAGAAGUUUCUUGCGAGCAAAUCUGCACACGAAGUAGUUUCAGUGGUCGGAGAGUCAAUCAGUGGUGUUUUAGCUACAAAGGAGAAGAGCCGAAUUGAUGAAUGGAAAAUGGUUCACCGUAGCCUCGGUGUUGGAUUAGAAGACAAUGACAGACUGAAGAAUGCGGGAAAAAUACUGUCGCUCACGGAAGGAUUUCUGAAAGAAAAGGAAGGAUUGACAUUAGAAGAAGUUGCAGAAGACUACUUGAAUGAACUCAUUAAGCAAGUCUUAUAUUCUGUAUCCAGGUCCCUUUCUUUUAUCUUGUCUUCUGGUCAUUUAAGUAUGCUUAAUAUUUUAGAUUUGGAAGGCGCAUCUUUAAGGGAAUUUCCACAAGUGGUCACCCUUGUCCUUUCAAAGUAUCCAAGUUUGAGGAAUCCCAAGGUCAAUUCCAUUCCAAGCUUUAUUAACAAACUUCAGAAUCUUGAAACCUUGGAUCGGAAACAUGCCCAUGUAACUGCAUUGCCUGUAGAGAUUAUGAUGCUUCAAAAACUACGGCACCUUCUAGUUUAUCAUUAUGAAAUCGAAUCUGGCGAUCAGACUCGCACCAAAUAUGGUUUCAAGGUACCUGCACGAAAUCGGAUGAUUACAGUCCUUACAAAAGUUUUGCUUCUUAGAGGCAAAUCAGAGAAAUAUUUCUUAUGA